Cricetulus griseus (Chinese hamster) is the source of this 6394-nucleotide messenger RNA. Lineage: Eukaryota; Metazoa; Chordata; Mammalia; Rodentia; Cricetidae. The record is from RefSeq and is a predicted model, not a curated record.
GGACCGAAUUGGAUGAAAGUUUCAAGGAGUUUGGGAAAAACCGCGAAGUCAUGGGGCUCUGUCGGGAAGAUAUGCCAAUAUUUGGUCUCUGUCCGGCACAUGAUGAUUUCUACUUGGUGGUGUGUAACGACUGCAACCAAGUUGUCAAACCGCAGGCAUUUCAAUCUCAUUAUGAAAGAAGACAUAGCUCAUCUAGCAAGCCUUCCUUGGCUGUUCCUCACACUUCAGUAUUUUCCCUCUUCCCUUCUCUGUCCAAAAGCAAAGGCGGCAGUGCCAGUGGAAGCAGCCGGUCUUCCAGUGGAGGGGCCCUUUGCACAGCCUCAUCAAGCUCCAAGUUACUCAAACUGCCCAAAGAGAAACUGCAGCUCAGGGGGAACAGCAGGCCCACGAAUCCCAUGCAACAGACUAAAGUCCCCCAUGGUAGAGUCAUGACACCCUCUGUGAAGGUGGAAAAGAUGCAUCCGAAGAUGGAUGGCACACUACUGAAAUCCACAGUGGGGCCACCCUGUCCUGCUACUGUGAGCUCUGCAGUCAAGCCUGGCCUUAACUGCCCCUCAAUACCAAAGCCAACCUUGCCUUCACCCGGACAGAUUCUGAAUGGCAAAGGGCUUCCUGCAACACCCAUUCUGGAAAAGAAACCUGAAGACAGUUCUAAUAAUAGGAAGUUUUUAAACAAGAGAUUAUCAGAAAGAGAGUUUGAUCCUGACAUCCACUGUGGGGUCAUCGAUCUAGAAACCAAGAAGCCCUGCACCAGGUCUUUGACUUGCAAGACACAUUCCUUAACCCAGCGGAGAGCCGUUCAGGGUAGAAGAAAACGAUUUGAUGUGUUAUUGGCUGAGCACAAAAACAAAGCCAGGGAAAAGGAAUUGAUUCGCCAUCCAGACUCUCAGCAACCACCACAUCCUCUCAGGGACCCACAUCCCACCCCUCCUCGGAUGCUGCCACAGGAGCCACAUGUUUCUUCAGAAUCGAAGCCUUUUGUAGCUAGUAAACCGAAACCUCAUACCCCUAGUCUUCCAAGGCCUCCAGGCUGCCCUGCUCAGCAAGGUGGGAAUAACCCCAUUGACCCUCCUCCAGGCCACGAGUCUCCUCACCCUCCCUUACCUGCCACUGAGCCAGCGUCUCGGUUAUCAAGUGAGGAGGGUGAAGGCGAUGACAAAGAAGAGUCUGUUGAAAAACUGGACUGUUAUUAUUCAGGUCACCAUCCUCAGCCAGCAUCGUUUUGCACAUUUGGGAGCCGGCAGAUUGGAAGAGGUUAUUACGUGUUUGACUCCAGGUGGAACCGCCUUCGCUGUGCCCUUAACCUCAUGGUAGAAAAGCAUUUGAAUGCACAGCUAUGGAAGAAAAUCCCACCAGUGCCCUGUACUACAUCACCUGUUUCUGCCCGUAUUCCUCACCGGACAAAUUCUGUGCCGACAUCACAAGGUGGGAUCAGCUGCUUUGCAGCAACCACAGUCUCUACAUCCCCAGUUAUGCUGUCGUCCGCCUGCAUCUCCCCAAAUAGCAAAUCAGUACCAGCUCAUGGAACCACUCUAAAUGCACAGCCUGCUGUUUCUGGGGCAAUGGAUCCUGUGUGCAGUAUGCAAUCCAGACAAGUAUCUGCUUCAUCCUCAUCCCCCUCCACACCCUCUGGCCUCUCUUCAGUCCCCUCCUCUCCUCUGUCCAGAAAACCUCAGAAAUUGAAACCUAGCAAGUCUGUAAGACCCAAGGAGUCUUCUGGUAACAGCAGUAACUGUCACAAUGCCAGUAGCAGUACCAGUGGUGGCUCAGGAAAGAAACGCAAAAGCAAUUCCCCACUGCUAGUUCAUUCUUCCUCCUCCUCGUCAUCCUCCUCCUCCUCCUCCUCUCAUUCCGUGGACUCUUUUAGGAAAAACUGUGUGGCUCACUCUGGGACUCCAUACCUGUCAACUGCAACAUCUUCCCACAGCAUCGGCCUCAACUGUGUGACAAAUAAAGCACACUCGGUGAGCCUGCGGCAUGAGCAGGCAGGGAGAGGUCCCCCUGGUGUGAGCCCUGCAGAGUCCAUCAAGAGGAUGAGUGUAAUGGUGAAUAGCAGUGACUCCACUCUUUCUCUUGGGCCGUUCAUUCAUCAGUCCAAUGAACUGCCUGUCAACUCACAGAGCAGUUUUCCACACUCACACACUCCUCUAGACAAACUCAUAGGAAAGAAAAGAAAAUGCUCUGCAAGCUCUAGCAACGUCGGCAACAGUGGCAGCAAACCUACAAAAGUUGCCAAAUUGCCAGCCAUGAACAACGUCCACAUGAAACACACAGGCACCAUGCCAGGGGCCCCAGGACUGACGAACAAUUCCCUCCUUCAUCAGCCAAAGGCACGUCCCUGACAACUGACAAUACCACUGGAAGGAAUAAUGCAGACAUUUUUGAAGACAAGUUACACCUCUGCUCAGCACUCUGGACCCCACGAUGCCUUUGAGUCUCUGUGUAAACUCCUGUGGGCUCCAGGGUAACCUGUGGCUCUCUCCCAAGGAUUUCCUGAUGCUUUGUCUGUAGCAGUGAGUACCCAGAAAGGACACUGGAUCAAGUUCAGCCACCAGACUGCUUUAUCAGUGGUAAAGUGGUCUGGACUGCUUGCUACCAAUCUGUGAGAAGUUUUUGUUUGUGUUUUGUUUUUGUUUUUAAAUUGCAGCAUAUCAUGGAGCCACUCUUCAAGUAGAUUGGCUGGGCAAAAGAAUGUUUUGGCAAGAGCGUUGCUGUAGACUCUCCUCCUCCUUUUUCCGCCAGAUUUUUUUUUUUUUUUUUUUUUUUUUUUUUUGAACACAUUCUCACCUGUAGGUCAUUCUCCAGCAGGUAGGCACCUUAACUGGAGACUGGAGGCCUUCCAAAGAAAGGGAGCGAGUUGCAUCCUGAGUAGCCUCCUAGAGGAUAUCUGGCUUUAGAUUUUCUUUUAGCAGUGUUCAGGAAUAGAAUAUUGAUGUUGGUCAAUGCAUCAAGACAUAGUAGCCGAGCCUUUCCCUAUAAUGUGGGAUAAGAAGCUUAUCAAGUUCUUCCAACUUAAGAACUGGUUUGAAGCUGCUCAUACCCGGAUAUUAAGUUGAAAGAAUCUCAGAGCUUAGUUUUCAUGGUACAAAAGCAUGUGUGAUAAAAAGAGAGACAGAAAGGAAGAGUGAAGAAAAAAGAAGACGAAGAGACAAGGAAAACUAGUUUUGGUGAUGAAAAGCCAGCUGGGACACCGGAUUUGGGGAGGUGAAAAAAAUCAUGACGUGGGGCAAAGCUUGCAGGGUUUCCAAAGAGACGGACUUUUCUUGUUAAUGCACUCAUUAUUGAACAGUGUGUCAGAGUGGGCUCAUUGUCUUACUCAGUCUGCUUCUUAAAAUUUGCCUUUUUAAAGUUAUUAUGAUGUCCUUAAAUAUUUCCAAGGCAUUACUCCCAUUUCCUCUUUCAAUAUUGUUUGAAGAAGUGUAAGUUUCUGCUUUCAGGACCGCUGUCAUUGUGUCUGUGUCACAGCUUCCCUUCAGGCCACUAGAGAUGUAUAUUUGGAUGCCGGUGAGCUGAGGAGGAGACCCCCAAGAAAGGGCGGUCCUCGAGCCUUGUAUGUACCCAUGGAGGGGAGUGACUUUGUGAGGGUCAGCAAUGUUUACUCAUGCACACCCUCCUUUCUUGUGAUAUUGACAGCCAUCUUCCUUGAGUGAGGUGUAAAGCCCUCUUAAGAUUUUUCAGUACCCCACUCCCAAAGAAUGUUUAAUAUGUAAAAACAUUGCUUGAAAAGUUGUCUACCAGUGAAUUUGGGGAUGAUCUAGGGCCAGUACCACAGCUCCUGCACAGACAACCAAGUCCUCUGGCUUAGGAGAGUACAAGAGAGUAGCCAAAAGAGUAUAGUACCCAAGGCUCUUACCCUUAUCUUGGCCAGUGUCUGGGCAGAGCCCAGUCAGUGCAUACUUUCCCCUAUAAUUCUUAGGUUACAAACUUGAGUUUCAGGGAAUUUCAGUCAGCAACCGGUAGAGUGAAUAAAUACUUGGUUACCAGCCUAAUAAUGUGAACUGCUACACUUAUUUUUAUUCUUUAAGAACACAAAGACUUUAUGCAGAUACUUUAACUAUAAAUUAAUGUAAAAUGGUGAAUGUUUCUAAAGGAGGGAAAACAGAAUCUUAUUCACUUAUGCAAUCAAUCAGUGAAUGAUUUAAAGAUGAUGCUAGAAGAGAGCUCUAAGGAGAGAACAUGGAUGACCAGUGUGGUCAGGAUAGGAGGGAUCAGUCUGUCCCAUCCCGUUGGUGGGAAAGGAGGAAAGAGGGAAUCAGAGUUACAUAGUAAUUACUUGGUGACAAGUGCAAUGGGGUGUGGGUAGAAUUUAUUCUCAGAGCCAAGGGGACUUGAUGGUUAUAAAUUAAGUUGCUUUUAGUGAUGGAAUUUAUAGACAGGUCGUGUUGUUCCAAAAGAUGUGAAUAGGAGCCACAAUAGGAAGUUUAUUCAGAAUAAAAUAAAGACUUAGAUUAGUGAGAGUUAUAAUUUGAUUUCUUAGACUGGGGGUUUAAUUGAACUUCAUUAUAUCCCUGGGUAACACACAGAGCCUUGGGAUGAGGAAAAGCCAUUUUGGAUUCUGCCUGCCACAAACAGACAUAUUCUAAACAGUGCUACUAAAGUUAAGACUGUUCAAAUAUUUUAUUUUCUCUGACAACUACUUUUUAUGAUGAUAAACAAUUAAGACCAUUUAAAAUAUGGGAGUACAAAUAUUUUUUUGAAUUAGAUUAACUUGCAAAAACCAAAUUUGCAGUACUUGGAUUGUUUGUAGACAGACUUUGGUGUCAAUUUAAAACCAAGAUAAUUUUUAUAUUCUUUCCAAUAGAAUUCAUGACAGCUUCUGCAGUUUUCUUAAACCACAAAAAAAAGUGCUGCAAUGAUGAACAAAGAAUUAUUAAAAAAAAAAAAAAAGAACUACUUUUGUAUCUUUAUUUUGGAAUUUCUUGUUCUAUUAUAAAUAUGGAAGUAUCCCUAUUUCAGAAGACAUAUUUUGUUAAAAAUGAAUUGUACAUAUUUAAAUAUGUAUUUUUGCACAGGUCUUUUUUUCUGAUAUCCUGUUUUGGUACAAUUGAGAUCAUCUAGUAUUUAUUUAUUAAUUAAUAAAAAUAAAUACCUUUUUAUAAUUUGAAGUGGUUCACUGCCAAGCCAAUAGUUUAGAAUCUGCCUCCUUUACAGUUAAGGGAUGCCUCUGUUCUGUGAAAGUCUCUGUCCCUUUUAGUGUCCCUGGAGUGAAUUCAUACAGAUGAAGUGGGCGUGGCUGAUUUCCAUUUAGACUACAUGGAACCAAGUAACACACUGCUUUUCUUUGUUUGGGGUGGGUGGGUGUGUGUGUGUGUGUGUGUGUGUGUGUGUGUGUGUGUAUGUAUGUACACGCGCGCAAUAAUACUCUGAGCACACCUGUGUUAUUAGUAUGUGAUGUGGUUUAAACUAAUGGGGAAAACAAAACAAAGCUGAAAGUGCCUGAACCUAGUUUUAGCUCAGACAGAUUCUCUUUAAAGACUUGAAUGCUGAGUUGAACUUCUGGAGUUUGCUUUUUCCACCUAAAUGUUAUCUCUAAAGUUUUAGGGGAGAAGUUAAAAGCCAUUGAGGCUAGUAAUUUUUAUAAGGUAUUUUAAAAUUAAGACAUUUUGGUUCACAGUAAUUUAACUGGCAAUUGACUGCCCUGUGCCACCCAAGGGUUAUAAACCGAUGUCAGCCAGCAGCUGUUUUGUUAUUCACUCAUGAAAUACAGAGUUUAAGAUAGGAUAUUUAAAAUAUUUUGUAUAAAAAAUACAAGAAGCACCUCUGAGAACACUGAAACAAAUGUUUAAUUUGAAAAAGAAUGUAACUUAUAAAGGCAGCUGUCUUCCUGUAAGAGUUCUGUUGCCAAGGGAUUUCUUAACGUCUCCAUUCUGUCUUGGGUCUGGGAAAAGUUAGGCUUUAAAAAAUGAUUGUUAAAAGUUUCAUUGUUUAAAAGAAAAUAAUCAUUUUUACAUCUUGUUGUAAAGCAUUUUACCUUUUCAGAUCACUUAAAUGAGCACUACAUAUUGUCAGUGUGAAUGCAGGGCCUUGAAAGAAUUUUUGCUUUUUUUUUUUUUUUUUUUUUGAGCUUGGUUAUAAAAGCAAUCUCCUGUGUUAAAUAAAAUGUGUGAAUAGUUUGAUAAAUGUGUACACAUAAUCAAGAGCAUCUCAGCUGGACUUUGUGUUGGCUGCUGUAUAGAAAUGAACAAAUGUCAAGGGAUAGAAAAUUACUUUGGAUAUUUAAAAGAGAAGAAAUAUAUAGUCUAUUUGUUUUGUAACAAGUUUCUGUAAAUAAAAUAAUUUAUACUAUUUAUAAGAAAAAGUUGUGCUUUGCUUUAUGAGAAACUAGUUUGUUGAACAAACAUGUUAUUAAAUGGGCAAUAAACUUAGGACUUCUCAAUAAAUAAGGUUGGCUGCA